UGCAUCAUGAAUGAAUCUGCCUCUAGUGGAAAUGGUCAAGAGUUUGAUGUAUUUAGUGCUAUGGAUUGGAAGGAUGGCAUAGGUACUUUGCCAGGAAGUGAUCUAAAGUUUAGAGUGAAUGAAUUUGGGGCCCUGGAAGUGAUUACAGAUGAAACUGAGAUGGAAAGUGUUAAAAAGGCAACUGCUACCACAACCUGGAUGGUUCCAACUGCUCAAGAAGCCUUUUCAGAAAAGACAGGGAUCCCCACAAGGUUGAAGGAAACUGCAAAAACGGAUGGACUUGUUUUCUGUGAAAACUGUUACCGCUAUGGUACCAUAGAAGAAUUUGUUCCUGAAGGGAAAUUUUGCAGCCAGAAAUGUGCCCAGCAAGUGAAAAACAAAGAACCAAAGGAGGAAAAGCCCAGCGUGGAGUGCAAUGGGGAAGAUGAUUCCAAAGGCAUUCGGAAAAGAAAAGCAAAGUUACCUCUCAAAGAAGAGUCCAGGGAUAAUGGGGAGAAGAAAGAGAAUCCGGAUGAAACUGAGGACAAACCUGAAGGAAGGAUCUUGAGAGUCUCACAGAGAGCCAGGAGAAAAAGAAAAGUAGAAAUAACAGUUUUGAAACAAACUGUACCCUCUAAAGGAAGGCAAGCAUGGUGUUGGGCAUCCUAUCUAGAGGAAGAAAAGGCUGUUGCAGUACCUACUAAGCUUUUUAAAGAGUAUCAGUCUUUCCCAUACAACAAAAAUGGAUUCAAAGUCGGGAUGAAGCUGGAGGGCGUGGAUCCCGAGCACCAGUCGAUAUACUGUGUUCUCACAGUGGCUGAGGUUUGUGGCUACAGAAUACGGCUCCAUUUUGAUGGAUACCCAGAUUGUUACGAUUUCUGGGUGAAUGCUGAUUCUUCAGACAUUCAUCCUGUUGGAUGGUGUGAGAAAACAGGUCACAAGCUUCAUCCACCUAAAGGAUAUAAGGAAGAAGAUUUUAGCUGGCCCUCAUACCUAAAGGCAUGCAAGGCUCAAGCUGCUCCUAAAUCGCUUUUUGAAAACCAGAAUGCAACAGUGAUUCCGUCCGGAUUUCGAGUGGGGAUGAAGCUGGAAGCUGUAGACAAGAAGAACCCGACUUUCAUUUGUGUUGCUACGGUAACAGACAUGGUGGACAAUCGUUUUCUGGUUCAUUUUGACAACUGGGAUGAGAGUUACGACUACUGGUGUGAGGCAGCUAGCCCACAUAUUCAUCCUGUUGGAUGGUGUAAAGAACAUAAAAGAACUCUCAUCACCCCACCAGAUUAUCCACAUGCUAAGCAUUUUUCUUGGGAGAAGUAUUUGGAAGAAACCAGUUCAUUACCUGCACCUGCAAGGGCUUUUAAAGUGAAACCUUCUCAUGGCUUUCAGAAAAACAUGAAACUUGAAGUGGUUGACAAGAGAAAUCCAGUAUUUAUCAGAGUAGCAACUAUCGUAGAUACUGAUGACUAUAGAAUAAAAGUCCAUUUUGACGGCUGGGAUGGUAUUUAUGAUUAUUGGACUGAUGUAGAUAGCCCUGAUAUCCAUCCUGCAGGCUGGUGUACAAAAACCGGACACCCUCUUCAGCCCCCACUUAGUCCUUUGGAAUUGGUGGAAGCUUUAGAGAAUGGAGGGUGUCCCACCGCAGGAUGUAAAGGAGUUGGGCACAUUAAAAGAGCAAGACAUAUCGGCCAUCAUAGUGCAGUCAGCUGCCCGUAUUCAGAGAUGAACUUGAACAAAGAAAGCCUCUUACCUGACCGGUUGAGCGGGGAGAUGCCUGCAGCCAGUCUUGUCCCCAGAAACAGAAAAGUGGAAGCAAGUGAAAGAUCCACCUCUCCUGUAAUCAAUGACAGAAAAUGCCCCAGCCCUGGUCAUGUAGGUAUGAAAUCUUCAGCUCACAAUCGAUCAUCUGGGAAAACUGGACCAGAAACAACUAAGCAGGAAGAUGCAGAAAGUAAAUCUCCUAGCAAGAAGCCCCUGUUAUGUGAUGUAAAAGAAAAGAAAGCACCUGGUGGAGUACUACAAACAAAGGACUCCAUAAAGAACAAAGAGUGUGAAGAAGAGGAGACAGAAAAUAAGUUGCUCAUUUCAAAUGAGUUUAAAGAUACUGAAGAACCCAGCACACAGAGGCUUCUUUCUCAACCAGUUAUUGUGUCUUCCAAGUUGCAAAUCCCUGGCCUACCCUUGCGCUGGGAACAGCAGAGCAAGCUCCUUCCAAGUGUAGCUGGGAUCCCAGCCAGUAAAGUUUCUAAAUGGAGUACAGAUGAGGUCUCUGAAUUUAUACGGAGUUUACCAGGAUGUGAAGAACAUGGCAAGGUGUUUAAAGACGAGCAAAUUGAUGGAGAAGCAUUUCUGCUAAUGACCCAAUCAGACAUAGUCAAAAUAAUGAGCAUUAAACUGGGACCAGCUCUAAAAAUCUUUAAUUCCAUUCUGAUGUUCAAAGCUGCAGAGAAAAACUCACACAAUGAACUUUGAAGAUAAUGGAAAAUGUGUACGAGCCAGCUUUCGCCACUGGAGCUCAUGUUUUAUUCAAAGCACAAAGACUUGCUAGAACUGUUGAGUAAGGACUCUCAGAAAGGAAGACACGUAACUUCAGCACUGGUGGACUAUUUAUAUUCUCCUAGAGCCAGUACACAUCUGAAUCCUUCUGGGAAGUGUUCAAGCUUUUGAGAAGGUACUGUGUAACAACCGAGUCAGCUAGUCUUAUUUACCAAACUAAUGGCGCUAAUUCUCCAUGGAUGGUUAGGAUCCCUAACUUUCUUUGGACAUCAAGAAAACGUUCAUUAAUUAUUUAUGCUGUAUUAUAUAAGGGAACAUUAAUAUUUUCUAAGAAUUCUUGAAUUCUACUUCAUGUAUCCAUUUUACUUUUCAGAAGCUUUUACUUCAUACUAUCAAAAUAAAAACUGAUUAGCCAAAAAUUAGGCUACAGGUAGCCGGAUGAGACUGUUAUGGCUAAUACGUAUUUGUGCCAUAGUUUAAAAAUGAAACACUUAAUGUUACAUACGUGACACUUUAUGCUACAGCAUAUAACUUUACAGAUUAUAAAACUGUCUGUUUGCUUGUAACAAAA
Molecule: messenger RNA, 3043 nt
Organism: Haliaeetus leucocephalus (bald eagle)
Lineage: Eukaryota; Metazoa; Chordata; Aves; Accipitriformes; Accipitridae
Gene: L3MBTL3
Product: l(3)mbt-like 3 (Drosophila)
Exons: 21
Coding region: 7-2448 (813 amino acids)
Biological process (GO): regulation of DNA-templated transcription
Cellular component (GO): nucleus
Molecular function (GO): zinc ion binding; protein binding
Source: RefSeq, a predicted model, not a curated record